AUUCAUCUCUUCACUCCCACAAUCACUGAUCGCUCACGUAAACGUAAUCAGCCCUUUGCAGCUGAUAUCGAAACGAGGAGUGUGUGAAAAGUACCUCACGGUCAAGGCCAAAUAUUACGCACUUCGCACUGAAACCAGCUGCUAAACACUUACAUAACUCAACGUAACAAAAAUGACAGACGACGAUGUGCACUCGGCGCGGCCAGGAGGAAAAAAGAAGCACAACAAAUAUCCACGCGAAUGCAUCGAUCACGUCGAUCUUUUCCGUUGGCUGAAGGGACUAGGAUGGGCAAACGAAACGGCACUGCGAAUCGCUCGAUACGAACACUCCGGAAAAGGAUUGUUCUCACGAAAGCCCAUCGAUGCAGGAGACUGCUUGAUUUCCCUUCCGUUCGAGGCAAUGAUCGGACUGAAUGCCCUCGAGCGUGAUGCAGAGUUCAGAGCCAUGUUUGACGAAUUGGCCUUGCAGGAGCACUUAUCAGAUGAAAAGCUGCCCUUCCAGGCGCUGCUUGCAUUGUAUCUAUGCACACAGGAGCAUCGAAGAGAACCAAAAUAUGCAGCGUAUUUUCAAUCCCUACCGGCAUGCCUAACAAAUCCAUACUUCUGUACGAAACGGGAGCUAUCACUGCUGCCCUACUUUGUCUUGCUGCAAACGGCGGAACGGAACAAACAGAUCAAAAGCUGUUACAAUAAGCUUUGCUCGGUUCUAAAACCGGAGUGGAAGAAUAACUUCAAGCUGGAAAGAUUCGAGUGGGCCUACUUUGCUGUAAACAGUCGAAGCGUCUAUCUAGAUCCGGAUGUUACCAAGAUAAUCAACAGUUUCCUUCCCGAUGGAUCGUUGUUCGAAGACAUCCUAGCUGAUGAGCCGUCGAUGGCGCUGGCUCCUUUUCUAGAUUUUUUCAAUCACCAAAGCACCGGCAAGAUGGCCAGUGACCUGUCCCUUUCGGUGGUACAGAUAAGGGACCGUUUACUUAAAGAGCAACCACUGGAUCUGUUCUACAAUCUUCACACCGAUAAGCCGUUCUCUGCCGGCGAACAAAUAUUCAUCAGCUACGGUACGCACAACAACACAAAGCUCCUGCUGGAGUAUGGAUUCUCUGUGGCCUCGAAUCCGGAUGACUUUGUCGAGGUUACGAUUACCGAGAUUAACGAAUUUAUCAAGCACGAUCCAGAAUUACGUUGCUUACGAUUGCCGCGUGCAAAGUAUCGCUUCCUUGCGGACCACCAGCUGGACGAGCAGCUGUUUUUCGUUGCGGACGAUCUGAUCAGUCACAAUCUGGCCGUUUGUCUCACCGUGCUGUUCGUCGAGCAGAACAUUCAUCGUAUGAAAACGAUCGCAUUCGCGGCCACCCCGCCACUGGAACCUAUCCGGUCAAUCACAUUGCGUUUGCUCGAAUUCCUCCUGCUGGAUGUCUCCCGCUCCCUGGCCGGGUUGGAUGCACUCGGGGAGCUUAGUUCCGCUGGUCACGCUUAUCGAGAGUACCGUCGGGAGUGUGGGGUGUUUUUAAAUAAAAUUAAAGACGAUUUCUAAACCAAACGCUUCCAA
Anopheles coustani is the source of this 1546-nucleotide messenger RNA. Its product is annotated as SET domain-containing protein 4. Gene Ontology annotation, molecular function: transcription coactivator activity; histone H3K36 methyltransferase activity; histone H3K4 methyltransferase activity. The transcript has a single exon. Gene Ontology annotation, biological process: peptidyl-lysine trimethylation; positive regulation of transcription by RNA polymerase II; peptidyl-lysine monomethylation. The record is from RefSeq and is a predicted model, not a curated record. NCBI's taxonomy places the organism in Eukaryota, Metazoa, Arthropoda, Insecta, Diptera, Culicidae. The coding region runs from base 173 to 1531 and encodes 452 amino acids.